AUGGAUCCGUCUGGCGUCCCUACUCUUUCCGCUUCCGCACCUCGGCUUAUUCCUGCUGUGGACAACACUCUGGGUGCCUUCCUUGUCGGUACCAGCAUUUCUCUGCUCUUGUACGGGCUUCUGGUCCACCAGGUGUUCCACUAUUUCCGGACGUUCCAUGACGACAAGUCUUUCCUCAAAAAAUGGGUGCAUUAUCAUCUUGCGUAUCCGAGAGUUACGUCAUCGGAGUAUCUCUUCAGCAAGUAUAUUCCUAGAUACCAUUACACGAUCACCAACUGGGCUAACCCAUUCAUCUUGGUGGAGCCAUUCCAGCCUAUCGUCAAGGUGUUGCCCGCGGUCGCGGUAAAAUUCCUCGAUCUCUUCCAGGCACUCACUCCAUUGUCGGUGGAGAUACCGCUCGUGGUCAUCGCCUCCGCUUUCGUCCUCGGCUUCUAUGACUUACAGGCAUACAUUUCGUUCAAGGAUCCUACUUCGUGGCUAUCCGGAAUUGGCGGGGUAUCGCUGGAAGUGGGCGACCUGAUCACGUCGAGCACGCUCGUGUACGUGUUGUACAAGAGUCGCUGUGGCAUGCGCCGUACUGACUCGAUCAUCGAGAUGCUGAUCAAGUACACGGUCACAACGGGAAUGCUGCUGUGCAUCUGCUCGAGUGUUACAAUCGCCAUGGACUUCAGAUUCUCGGAAAACAUGAUCGGAAUGUCCGCGGACGUAGUCAUUACCAUGGGUGUGUUCACGCUCUUCUCCCUUUAUGAACGCCUGAAUUCUCAGGCCGCAACAGUACACGCCUGCGUGUUCCUCGCAGCUUUGAACUCCCGAAGUGUGCUCACGAGCCUGGACAACGCCCCGACGUCCGUUUCCAAGCCUCAGCUGGACGCCCUCGCCCGCUCAGCCCGGUCCGAGAUGGUCUUCCGAACACCGGAGCGUCGCGCUGAGGAUUCCACGAAGCACGCGUUCGGCGGUGCGCGAUCGGAGUUGACCUCGAUCGCGCCGCUCUCCACCGUUGUGCCGUUCAGCCCGGACGAAACGUGUGGGAGUGACAGCAAAGUCUGA
Molecule: messenger RNA, 1047 nt
Organism: Epithele typhae
Lineage: Eukaryota; Fungi; Basidiomycota; Agaricomycetes; Polyporales; Epitheliaceae
Exons: 17
Coding region: 1-1047 (348 amino acids)
Source: RefSeq, a predicted model, not a curated record